UCAAGUUGUCCCUAAAAGAGGGGGGAAUUGUUAUGAUAUUUUAGAAGAAAGACGACAGCAGGAUUUCAAAGAAUGUGGCACUGAAGUACAUGGAACCACCAGAAGAUGGCGGCAUUGACUCAGUAAAAGAGCCAGUCGCCUCACAAAUACCAAAGAGUUUCAGAAGUCAGGAGGCUUGGAGUGGAACAACCGGCUCUCAAAGAUAUAUUAGACAGGGACUAUUAAUACACUCAUUAAAGACCUACGGAUUUAAUAAAGAUUAUUAUUAUUUUCCAAAAUGCGUUAGUUUAUAUUUUAGGGUUGGUAAUUCUGGUCCGCCCUUCAUUGCUGUAGAUGGCGGUAAGGCAUCUUUAAUGCUGGUUGCCAGCCCCAAUACAACCGUAAAAACAAGAAGAAGAAGAAGAACACCACAGAAGAAGAAGAACCACACUGCGCAUGAGUAAAGUGACAGGUAAAAUAUGACCGUUGUGUACUAGUUUCUACCCCUUUUUAAAAGCAUGGCUCUGGUCCCAUACGUAGAAAAUCCGUUACCUGCCCUUUCGAAACUCCAUAAUUCAUCAGCACAGUUUCGCUUUGCUAACCAUGACCUCCAUCUUACCCAGGACUGGAAGAAACUCGGGGUAGCAGCCGUUGUAUGGGAUGCGGCUGUUGUUAUGUGCAUAUACCUGGAGAUGGGGAAGGUGGAGUUGAAGGGGAAGGAGGUCAUUGAACUCGGAGCUGGUACUGGAUUGGUGGGAAUUGUCGCAGCACUGCUUGGUGCAAAAAGAGUGACCAUCACGGACAGAGAGCCUGCCCUGGACUUCCUGUCUGCAAACGUGAAGGCAAACCUACCCCAGGACUCCGAAGGAUCAGUGGCUGUGUCAGAGCUGACUUGGGGUGAGGGCCUUGAACGUUACACAGCAGGGGGUUAUGAUGUGGUGCUGGGAGCAGACAUCGUUUACCUGGAGGACACCUUUGUGCCGCUGCUGCAGACUCUGGAGCACCUGUGUUCGGACACUUCCGUGGUCUUACUGGCCUGCAAGAUCCGCUACAAGCGAGAUACAGACUUUUUGAGCAUGCUGAAGCAGCGUUUCACCGUAGAAGAGGUCUACUACGACAAACAGAGGGACAUCCAUGUGUAUAAAUCUUGGAAAGUGCCACCUCGGAAGGAUUUGUGACAUCAGUUUUCAUUCAUUGACGGUCUUUGUAAUAAAAUACUGAUAAGAAUCCAAUAAAAUAAACAAAGAUUACCAGAAACACAUUUAUUAACAGCUGCCAAAAAUGUAAAUAUUUGAAUAGCUCUAACAUAAUGCACUGUAUUAUACAAGUUGGUGCUGACAUUUAGAAAGUGUGAAUACAAAAUUAAUGAUAAGCAACAUUAAAAAAAAGCAUACUAUGUCAUGACUAUACAUAAUACCUAACAUAAUACGACAUGGCAUUCCAUUGUGAUGACAUUUUUGUUCGCGGUGAAGAAGUCCAUUUGAAUUGCUCGCACUUAAUCCUCUUCUUGAUUUGAUAGGUGUAAUCCAGACGUUCUGGAUGAGAACGGACACUCCACAUAUCUAAAACCGUCCCAUACGAUGCAUGAUAAUGCCUUGAUAAUUAAUCAGCAAUAAAAUGCAGAUGGACACUU
Molecule: messenger RNA, 1612 nt
Organism: Eleginops maclovinus (Patagonian blennie)
Lineage: Eukaryota; Metazoa; Chordata; Actinopteri; Perciformes; Eleginopidae
Gene: mettl21a
Product: methyltransferase 21A, HSPA lysine
Exons: 3
Coding region: 498-1157 (219 amino acids)
Biological process (GO): peptidyl-lysine methylation
Cellular component (GO): cytosol; cytoplasm
Molecular function (GO): protein-lysine N-methyltransferase activity
Source: RefSeq, a predicted model, not a curated record